AUGGACGACCAGCGAUUAGCCAAAAGACUCUUCUAUGGAGAUGUCACCACGGGAUCCCGCAGCCAAGGAGGCCAAGUCCGGCGCCACAAGGAUACCUUGAAGACUUCCCCGAGAGGUCUGCAAAUCGACCCGGCUGAUUGGGCAGAUCUCGCCCGGGAUCGACCGACCUGGCGGAGAACUGUGAAGACCAGCGCAGGGAUCUACGGAGCCAACCGCAUCACCGCUGCCGAAGUCAAACGCAAUGUUCGCAGAUCUCAACUGUCCCCGCAUCGCAACGUCAAAAAUCAAGCACCCCCGACCUGCCCAUGAUAGCAGCGGACGUUUCUGUCACCAGUUGGUCUCACUGAGCAUUCUCGUACCAACUGCAGCACCCGGACGACGCCAACCGAUGUUCCGCAGUUCACCUGUGCCUCGCACCCAAACCGCCAAUCAACACUGAUAGCACGCCUGAACCUCCACUGUCAUCCUCCUCCGUCGCCUUAACAUCCCCUACAGCGGCUCUUGCACCCACCGCCACUGCAAACAAUCCUGACUCACCGACAAACGUCCACCUCACUACCGCCAACCCCGGCGAUGUGGACUCGGUCCAUAUCUGUCCCCAUUGCGAUCGCACCUUCACCUCACACAUCAGCCUGGUCACUUGCGAAUCCACCGCACAGAGACUGGCAGAACAGUGCCUGGAACACCCACAUAUACUCAUCGCAUCGGCCUCCACUGUCCACAUGGCCCUAGCAAAUUCACUCAUCGAAUGCGUCUUUCAGGUCACACGCGUGUUCAUGAGAGCGGAAUUCACUGCAGCCUCGGAAAACCUAGCACAUCCUGCGCACCUAUCAUGCCUAGCCCAACCCGCUCCCCGCCUUUUAGCGCGCCAACCACCGGCAGCUCCCCCGCCGCCAAAAUCACUGAGACCGACACCGACACCGCUUAUUUUUUCUGUUCACACUGUUUGCGUACAUUCGUCUCACAGAACGGCCCAGAGGUUGGCGCACCUGUGCUUGCGGCACUAA
Messenger RNA from Spirometra erinaceieuropaei, 1007 nucleotides. NCBI's taxonomy places the organism in Eukaryota, Metazoa, Platyhelminthes, Cestoda, Diphyllobothriidea, Diphyllobothriidae. The record is from the annotation of a GenBank genome assembly.